Psammomys obesus (fat sand rat) is the source of this 3557-nucleotide messenger RNA. RefSeq names its product transmembrane p24 trafficking protein 10 (gene Tmed10). Bases 56 to 715 code for a protein of 219 amino acids. Gene Ontology annotation, cellular component: COPI-coated vesicle; endoplasmic reticulum; Golgi apparatus. Gene Ontology annotation, biological process: endoplasmic reticulum to Golgi vesicle-mediated transport; Golgi organization; intracellular protein transport. The transcript is spliced from 5 exons. Lineage: Eukaryota; Metazoa; Chordata; Mammalia; Rodentia; Muridae. The record is from RefSeq and is a predicted model, not a curated record.
CCCGCCCGGUUCCGGCGCGCUAGAGGCCCCGGGUGGUGAACGAGGCUCCGGCACCAUGUCUGGUUUGUCUGGCCCAUUAUUCUGGCCUGGCCCUCUGACGUCUGCGUUGCUCUUUCUGUUCCUGCUCGGCCCCAGCUCGGUCGUCGCCAUCUCCUUCCACCUGCCCGUGAACUCUCGCAAGUGUCUCCGCGAGGAGAUCCACAAGGACCUGCUGGUGACGGGCGCGUACGAGAUCACCGACCAGUCUGGGGGCGCCGGCGGCCUGCGCACCCACCUCAAGAUCACAGACUCUGCUGGCCAUAUUCUGUAUGCCAAGGAGGAUGCAACUAAGGGGAAGUUUGCCUUCACCACGGAAGACUAUGACAUGUUUGAAGUGUGCUUUGAAAGCAAGGGAACAGGGCGGAUACCUGACCAACUCGUGAUUCUAGACAUGAAGCAUGGAGUGGAGGCGAAAAAUUAUGAAGAGAUUGCAAAAGUUGAGAAACUCAAACCGUUGGAGGUGGAGUUACGGCGUCUUGAGGACCUUUCAGAAUCAAUCGUUAAUGAUUUUGCCUACAUGAAGAAGCGGGAAGAGGAGAUGCGAGACACCAAUGAGUCCACAAACACCCGCGUCCUGUAUUUCAGCAUCUUUUCCAUGUUCUGCCUCAUUGGACUAGCCACCUGGCAGGUCUUCUACCUGCGUCGCUUCUUCAAGGCCAAGAAGCUGAUAGAGUAAUGAAGCUCAGUCGUCUGUCCCUGGUAUCUGAGCCAGCAGAACAUCGCUGGGACGUGCCUGGCCUAGCCCAAGCCAUCCUAUCAACAGUACCAUCAAGGCACAGUGGAGCUUUCUUGCCAGAACUGAUUUCUUUUGGUGUGGGAGAACAUGGGCACCAGCUACAACCAACAAGUCAAUGAGGACUUCUUUUUAAUGUGGUAGGAUUUGGACUGGUUUUGCAACAAGAUUAUUAAAGUCGCCUAUGGACAAAACAAAACAAAAAGCAGGGGUUACCUAGAUAAUGCCAAAGCCAGCAUUCGUCCUGGGUUUCCUCACGUGAUAGCUUUGAGCUGUUUGCUUUUUUCUUGCACUUGCUCAUCAGCUUGGUCUUUCACUUUUGUUCUUCUCCCAAUAUUUCUAUGACCAUGGUCAGCUUGUUUCAUAUCAGUUGUCCUCUUCGGUUUCCUUGUGAAACCAUCUUGAGCUUCUCUUGGCCCUUAGAUGAAAUGUUUACAUAGCUUCUGGUGAUAUCCUUCAUAAUUUUAUGUCUCCUAAAAGGGUCAUGAAUGGGACACAUAAAACAGUGAGCUUUGAACUGUAGCUAAUCUCUUAAAAGAAGAUCUCAUUUUAGAAAAUUAAAACAUUUGUGCUUAACUGCUUGAACUCCUUGUGUGUGUGUGUGUUUAGUUCUGUCUGAGUUUAUCACCCGUAGGGCCUGGUGAUCAUUCCAGGUAGAGUAGUUCCAUCACAUGGUCUUCAUACUGCCUUGUCCUAGCCACUCCCUUCUUCACCUCAGCCUCUGGCUCCCUAAUCUCACUAUUUCUGUUAUUUUUCUUAUGUAAACGGCUCAUCGAGUGUAACUUUGGAGGUCAUACUCCGCUCAGCAUAAUUCCCAGGAAAUCCCCCUCAGAGUUGUUGCAUAUGCUGGUAGCUGUUUCCUUUCUGUUGCUAGUGCUCCUCCAGGAGCAUGGAUGGUACCACAUUGUGCAUAAAGCUCAUAUGGGUGGGCUUGGACCUUAGCUAGUAAAGUUCUUAUGUGAAUGUAAGUUUUCAUCACUCUGGGAGAAAUGCCUAAGAGGGCAGUUGCUACGCCGUGUGGGAGCACAUGUAGUUUUAAAGAAACUUCCCUGCUCUUGUCUAGAGUGGCCACAGUAUGUUGCGGUUCCACAUUCUCAUUAGUAUUUAUCACUGUUGUUUUAACUCAGCCCCUGUAAAAUCUCAUUAUGGUUUUAAUUUGCAUUUUUUUUCUAAUGGCAAAUAGUGUUGACCAUCCUUUCAUGUGCUUGUCAUUUGCUUUCUGUAUGUCCUUGUUAGUGAAAUGCCUGUUCAUGACUUUUGCCCAUUUUCUACAUACAUCAUUUGUUUGCUUCACUGUUGAGAUUUGUAUAGGUCCUCUGUCAGAUAGGUAGUUGCUUGAAUUUUUUCAUAUAACUUCUACCAGGGAAGAAUGAGUAAAUUUUACCAGCCCUUUAUGCAUGGCCAAUCACUGAUUUAAUUCCUGUCCUUAUGUGUUAUCUCUAAAAAUUGGACGUACGGGGUUUAAAUAGACAUCCAGGAAAGCCAUAAAAAGUAAAUACUUGAAAACAUGUGUUGUAAAAGCAAAGCCAAGGAUCACUUGGUUGGAGCAUUGGGUACCUCAAGGCAAUUCUAAUGUAUAAAAGAGGUGUGGGGCUGGGAGUACCUCAGUGCUAGAGCGCUUCCCUAUUGAAUGUUAGGCCUGGGCCUGAUCUCCAGCGCCAGGGGGGAAGUAGGUACAAAUGUUUGUAAAUAGGAAAAAUACUCAUUUAUCAUCUGAUGUCUGUCCCACUUCUCCUGGGAAAUAGGUAAUAUAUCCUUUCUGUAAUCUUUUAACCCUGCUGACCAGUUACAGGCCUUGUCUUAAUUGCAGUUCUGAGAAUUACAGGACUUAGGCCCAUGUUGCUUGCAGUAAAGAAAUGGAAUAUUGAAAUUAUCAGAGAACACUGUUACGUUGGCCUGACUGAAGUACGAAGGUGAAAGGGAAUGAUUUAUGUUGUUAAAGUCUCAGGCUGUUCUGUUAAGGUUCCAGUUACUGUAAACUCAAAAGCCUUCUUUGUCUUAUGACUCCCAUAAAUUUCUUCUUACGUGGCAUAAAGUGUUUUCUGGUACAACAGUGCCAUCUGCUGUUGAGAAGUAACAGGUCUUGCUUCUCAGAGUUCUCACUAUAGCAACAGCACAUGUUGAGAAAUCUGUAACAUUCAUGAAUCAAGUGACAGAGGAACAUUUCAAGCAGGAAAAGAACAGACAAACUUUUGGGUCAAAGUCCAUCUGUAGACUUUUAAAUGCAAAACCGCAGUCUUACCAUUAGCCUAACCAGAGACUCCUAUUUCUGACUUGUGCCUUCUUCCCCUCUUUAAGGAACAAUGACAGCUACUCUGUUAGUUAUGGUUUUCUGUUCUGAAAAUGUCAAGGAAAGUAGGAGAAAAUAGAUUUUGUCCAUAUUUUUGUUUCCAAAUACAACUCUAAACUUAAGCUUUGUAGAACAGAAAUUCUUUCAAGUCCUUUCUUUCAUUUUAAGUCAUGCCAAAAGCAACUAACUUGGACAUGGUAUUUUCUAUUUAAAAGUUAAUUGAAGAGCAUUUGCCUUUGACAGUAGGCUAGCACAAAGGCAUAUCAGCUUUAUAAACACAUAAACAGAUGUGUUUCCCUCCAUUUUCAACAUAUUCAAAAUAAUCUGAAAAUAAUAGUUUUCAAUAAGCCUUGUUACAAACUACCACGUGUACCGUUGUCAUGACCCCCAUCAGAGCCAUUCUUUUGUUAAUGGAAAAGGCAUGUGGGAUUUCUACACGCUUACAUGUUGGAAAUUUUUGUGUAAACUGUCACAAAUAAAGGCUAGCAGAAACCA